Messenger RNA from Microsporum canis CBS 113480, 3222 nucleotides. RefSeq names its product cytoplasm protein. Lineage: Eukaryota; Fungi; Ascomycota; Eurotiomycetes; Onygenales; Arthrodermataceae. Bases 1 to 3222 code for a protein of 1073 amino acids. The transcript is spliced from 3 exons. The record is from RefSeq and is a predicted model, not a curated record. Gene Ontology annotation, molecular function: metal ion binding.
AUGCAGCCAAAGACCUCUUUUCGGCGUGUGCAGCAAUUCACGCCGGAAUACUCUACCUCCGUAUUCACACAGUACGAAUCUACAAGGACUGGAAUGAGGGUCGUUACUAUUGACCGGAAGGGGCCGAAGAUUGAAGGCCACUUUGUGCUGGCGACAGAAAUCCAUGACGACUCUGGUGCACCACACACUCUAGAGCACUUGUGCUUUGAAGGCUCUAGGAACUACAAGUUCAAAGGAGGUCUUUCUAAUCUUGCAAACCGACUAUAUUCUGAGGUGAAUGCAUGGACUUCUGUCGACUGUACUGCUUAUACUAUCGAGACCGCCGGGUGGGAAGGGUUUGCUUUACUAUUGCCGGUUUACUUGGAACAUAUCAUUGUCCCGACGUUAAGUGACGCCAGCUGUUAUACGGAGGUAUAUCAUAUAGAUGGUACCGGCCAUGAUGCAGGAGUUGUGUAUUCUGAGAUGCAAGCAACUCAAAAUGAUAUCAACAACCUUGUUGAUCUUCGCUGCCGUCGGUUACUCUACCCUCAAGGGGUAGGGUUUAGAUACGAGACCCAAGGCAGGAUGGAAAGCUUAAGAUUACUUACCGCGGAUCGAAUAAGGGAAUUCCAUCGAAAACUGUACCAGCCGAAGAAUUUAUGCCUCAUUAUCUCAGGAGACGUUGAUAAUGAGAACCUCCUCUAUGUACUUGAUAAAUUUGAGGAUACAAUUAUGGACGUCAUACCAAGUCCGGAUGAACCUUUUAAUCGGCCCUGGAUAGACUCACUACAGGUUUCACCUCUCGAAGUGACUACAAUAGAGAAGGUUGAGUUCCCAGAGGAAGAUGAAUCGUUCGGUGAGAUUGAUAUUCGCUUUCUAGGCCCUGAUUUUAGGGAUCAGGUUCAAGCUAGUGCCUUACGUGUGGUCCUGCUUUAUCUUGCAGGCUCAUCUGCCUCUCUUCUAAGAAACACGCUUGUAGAAAAAGAGCGGGUUGCCUCGGACAUAUCGUACGAUACAGAAGAGAGACCACGCACGGAGAUCUCCUUCAACAUCUCUAGCGUAGCUACGGAACAAUUAGAAGCGGUUGAGCGCCGGUUUUUUGAGAUACUUAAAGAUGCGAUGGAAAAGGAAAUAGAUCUAAAUUAUAUGCAAGUGUGUAUCCAGCGUCAUCAGCGGACCUGGAAGUUUGUAACGGAAACGUCAUCCACCCCUUUUACUGAAGCAGUAAUAACGGAUUUCCUCUUUGGAGAACGGGAUGGCUCAACUCUAGAGAAAAUUGGGACAUUGGAAGCAUACAAAGUAUUGGAGACAUGGACUGACACAGAAUGGCGCAGUUAUAUCAAGAAGUGGAUCUCUGAUGCGCAUCACGUUUCCAUCUUAGCUGUUCCUUCAGCGAAGCUAGCCACAAAAUUGAUGGAAGAUGAACACAAACGCAUAGAGGAACGAAAGUUUGAACUCGGAACAGAAGGGCUAAAGAGGCUUGCAGAAGCCCUGGAGAAGGCCAAGGCAGAGAACGACCAGGAGACGUCAACCGGACUAUUAUCAAGAGUUGUCAUCCCGGACGUUAACUCAAUCCAUUUCAUUCAAACUACCACGGCAAAGUCAGGGUCCGCUUUGAAAUCAGGACACCCGGACAACAGAAUUCAGAAAUUGAUAGAUUCAGACGGAUCAGAGCUGCCUUUAUUCAUCCAUUUUGAACAUAUACCUAGCAACUUCGUGCAUUUGACCCUGAUGAUCUCAACAACGGAUGUCCCUUGUCAUUUGCUGCCUUUACUAUCAAUAUAUACCAAAUCCUUCUUCAGCCUGCCCAUCAAAAGAGGAGAGGACAUCCUCUCAUUUGAGAAGGUUAUCGUCGAACUCGAGAAAGAUACCGUUGAGUAUUGCAUGUGUCCCAGCGACAGCAAUCCUGAAUCUCUUUCCAUUAUCUUGCGGGCGGAAGUAGACAGAUACCAAGCCAUCAUUAAGUGGCUCAAAGAGCUGAUAUGGAGCUCCAUAUUUGAGGUUGAUAGAUUGGUAGCCAUCACAGCUAAGUUGCUUGCAGGACUCUCAGAAGAAAAGAGGUGUGGAGAGAGUAUGGUAGAAGCUAUCGGGCUGAUGAUACAUCUAGGGAAUAAAUCAAUCUCUAGAGCGCAGACUGCUCUUGUGAAAGCUCAGUAUCUAAGGCGUGUCAAGAAACUGUUAGCUUUCAAACCAGAAGAAAUUGUCUCUAGUAUGGAAGAGAUUAGAAGUGCACUUUUUCGCCCUGAAAACUUCCGGGUUUUGGUUGUUGCAGACAUGGAGAAGCUCACUAACCCCGCCGCUUCGUGGAACACAUUAAUUGGUGACUUGGAUACUUCAAAAGAGCUUGCACCUGUGGCCAAAGUGGCUGAACGACUGUGUGAUGCAGGCAGACACCCAGGCAGACAUGCUUAUGUGGUCCCAAUGAAGACAGUUGAUUCUUCAUUUGCCGAGUCUAGCUCCAGAGGCCUAUGCACUUAUGACGACCCGAAAUUACCUGCUCUGAUGGUUGCCAUUGCUUAUAUGAAUGUUGAAGGAGGCCCUUUGUGGAUUGCCCUUCGAGGCUCUGGCUUAGCAUAUUCUUAUUGUUUGCGAAGCAAUAUUGACAGUGGGCUUGUGCAUUUUAUGGUCCACGAAUCCCCUAAUGCGCACAAGGCUUUUGAAGCAGCAAAGAAAGCCGUUGAGGAUCGCCUAUCUGAGUCAGUAAAAAUAGAUCCGGUGAUGGUACUGGAAGGGGCAAUUAGCUACCUCGUUAGCAGUUUUGCUACCGACAAGCAGACAUAUUAUGAUGCAGCUUAUGACAGCUUUAUCAAAGAUGUGAUCUUCGAUGUGCCAAGCGACUAUAAUGAAGCUCUGUUGAAAAAGAUAAGGGCUGUUGACUUGGACCAAGUGAAGGAGGCCCUACGUGACAUCAUAUUACCGUUGUUUACUCCAGGCAAAGCAGACCUAUUUGUGACGUGUGCUUCAACGCUCGAAGACAUUAUCUAUAAGGGUUUCACUUCAUCCGGCUUCAAGCCAGAAGUGCGGAGUCUUCGUGAUUUUGAGGAUGACUACGGAAUGAAGCUUAUAGACGGUGAUAAUCAAGGAUAUAGUGGUUAUAAAGAGGAUAAAGAAAGCGAAGAUUAUGAUGAACAUGAUGAUGACGAAGAGGAUGAGGACGAAGAGGAUGAUGACGAAGAGGAUGAUGACGAAGAGGAUGAUGACGAAGAGGAUGAUGAUGAAGAGGAUGAAGAUGAUGAGGAAUAA